AUGCUAAAACUACCUGACCUGCACAUCACCGACAACACGCAGCUCGUCCCCUGUGCUGCAGUUUGUCUCCUCGUCGUAGGAAUAAUUGCUCGGGCGUUCCUUGCCAAAUCAGAGAGCGGUCUUCCUCUCCCACCUUCCCCUCCCACUUGGAGACUUAAGGGGCACUUCUUGCCGCAAUACUUCCCAUCUCUCACUAUAGCGGGAUGGAUUGAAAAAUACGGUCCUGUGGUCACCAUUCGGUCAGGAUUCGAGAGGGCCGUUUUGAUCGGCCGUUACAAAGCUGCCGUGGAUAUUAUGGAGAACCAGGGGAAAUUUACAGCUGACCGUCCUCACAGCAUUGCUGGUGGAGAAAUAUUUAACGGCGGAAUGAGUAUAGUCUUUUCACCGUUUGGGGACAGGUUCCGUCGGAUGCGUAGAGCACUUCAUUCACAUCUACAGCCUAAAGCAGCUGAAAUAUAUCAGCCCCUGCAGAUGUCACACGCAAGCAACACAGUUCUUGGCAUUCUCGAUGAUCCACACAACUUCCAGAACCACGUGACAACUUAUGCGGCAACAACAAUCAUGAAGAUUGCAUAUGGCAAGACUGUCCCUACAUCUGCGACCGAUCCCGAUGUUGUUGCACUUCGUCGACGCAUUCAGUUCGUUCAGAGGGCAAUGAUCCUGCGUCCCAACGCUUACCUAGUGGAGGUGAUCCCGUGGCUCAAAUAUCUUCCUUGGUAUGCACGAGACUUGAAACAAGAGUUUGAGAAGGAAAAGAAACUCAACAUUGGUCGGCUGAACCUCGUGAAAGAGAAAAUGCAGAUGCACAUGGACAUUGGCCCUUCGUUCAUGGGAUAUAUGCUAGAAAAUGGUCAUCUCUAUGGUUUGACAGAGACCGAGAUAGCCUUUCUUGGUGGUACCUUCUUUUCGGCUGGUUCCAGCACGACUUUUCUGGCAAUAUGCGCGGUACUCUUGGCUGCCGCGCGUUUCCCUGAGGAGCAAGCUGAAGUUCAGGCUGAACUCGAUGCGGUCAUCGGAAGGCACCAAGCACCAACAUUCGCCGACCAAGAAUCCCUUCCUCGCCUGCAAGCAUUCAUCUCUGAGGCCUUGAGAUGGAGACCACCUUUGCCUAAUGGUGCUUAUCGCACAAAUCGUGAUACGGCCCAUCAGAAAAAUUAUUGCAUUCCAGCCGGGACCACAUUGUACGCCGACCAUUGGUCGAUCUCGAGAGAUCCUGACGUCUACCCGGAGCCUGAAGAGUUCAAGCCUCAGCGUUGGAUUGACGAUCAAGGUCGCCUGAGAGAUGAUUUGAAAUUCUUCGUCUAUGGCUUUGGCCGGCGCGUAUGUCCCGGUCAACAUGUCGCGAACAGAUCGGUGUUUAUCAACUCGCUCCUCAUCUUAUGGGCUUUCCAGCUCACUCUGGAUCCUACGAAGCCGUUAAAUGACAUAGGAUUCAUGAAUGGGGCGGCGCCAGAUACCCCUCCGUGCCCAAUUGAGUUUGAGACUAGGAUUCCGGAAUCGGAGCUCAGGCGCCUGAUGCAGCAUUAUCCAUGA
Messenger RNA from Suillus discolor, 1533 nucleotides. RefSeq names its product cytochrome P450. The coding region runs from base 1 to 1533 and encodes 510 amino acids. The record is from RefSeq and is a predicted model, not a curated record. Gene Ontology annotation, molecular function: iron ion binding; oxidoreductase activity, acting on paired donors, with incorporation or reduction of molecular oxygen; heme binding. NCBI's taxonomy places the organism in Eukaryota, Fungi, Basidiomycota, Agaricomycetes, Boletales, Suillaceae. The transcript is spliced from 12 exons.